Oxyura jamaicensis (ruddy duck) is the source of this 1647-nucleotide messenger RNA. RefSeq names its product GPALPP motifs containing 1 (gene GPALPP1). The record is from RefSeq and is a predicted model, not a curated record. Lineage: Eukaryota; Metazoa; Chordata; Aves; Anseriformes; Anatidae. The coding region runs from base 88 to 1107 and encodes 339 amino acids. The transcript has 8 exons.
UCAUGUCCCGAGUGGGCGUGGCCUCGUGUCUGAGGGGGCGGGGCGUGCUUGGCGCGCACGCGCGCGGCCCCGCCCCCGGCGGCCGCCAUGCCCCGCGAGCUGCCCGCCGCCCAGCCGGACCCGGAGGAGGACUGCGGCCGCGUUGCAGGGCCAGCGCUGCCUCCGGACUACAGAAGCAGCAGCAGCUCAGAAAGUCCUGGCAGUGAUGACGACUCCGAAUCUCUUCCUCUACCCAGAGACGCACACGGAGAUUCUGAAGAGGAGCCAGAAGGAGCUUCAGCGCCCAAAAAGCCAAAAAGAAUGGAGGAAAAUGAUGAUGAUGAUGGCUUUUUUGGGCCUGCUCUUCCUCCCGGAUUUAAAAAAGAGGAUGAUUCUCCAGAGAGGCCCAUUAUAGGUCCUGCAUUACCGCCUGGCUUUAGGAAGUCUUCAGAGGACCCCGGGAAUAACAGAUGUUCCCUUGGACCAUCAGCUUCCUCCAAAUUCUGCAACGAGGUAUCAAGUAGCAGCGAGGAAGAAGACAACAUCAUAGGCCCAAUGCCUGCCAAAGGACCAGUGGAGUCCGAUGUGACUAAAGAAUUUGAACGCAGAGCUCAGAGAAUGAAGGAAAAACUUACUUCAGCAGACAGUGAUGAACCCAAGCAGCUUACCAGAGAAUCAUGGAUGACAGAACUUCCACCUGAACUGAAAAACUUUGGAUUUGGCCCAAGAACAUUCAAGAGAAAAGCUGAUGACAAAUCAGGUGAUAGAUCUGUGUGGACAGAUACUCCAGCUGACAGAGAGAGAAAAGCCAAGGAAAGAGAAGAGACAAAAAAGUCAACCAGCAAGAAUAACGAAGUUGUGUUAUCUGGGAGAGAUAAGAGACUUGCUGAGCAGGUGACUUCCUACAAUGAGUCCAAGAGAUCAGAAUCUCUCCUGGACAUGCAUCAGAAAAAAAUGAAGAGCAAAGCAUCUGAAGAAAAGGCCAAACCUCAGGAGAGAAGGCCGUUUGACCGAGAGCAGGAUCUCAAAGUCAAUCGAUUUGAUGAAGCGCAAAAAAAGGCCCUUAUAAGAAAAUCCCGGGAUCUGAAUAGUAAAUUUGAGCACAGUAAAGGCAAUAUGUUUUUAUAAGAUAAAAGCGUGAAGCUUUUUGGUAGUCAGUUAAAAUCUGAAUGCUUAAUUUUUUAAGUAUUUUUCUGUAAAUAUUUGUACGCAGAAUAAAUAUCCUGAUGUUUAACUAGUAUUACUUGUCUGUAAAUACUCUACUAUGGAGGACCAUCUGUACUAAAGCUAAGCUGAUAAAGGAAAGUGCUGUUUUUUAAAAGAAAAAAAAAACUUUGGAAGAAAGAGAAAUAAUGUGAACUUGCUAGAUUUUUUUUUAGCAUAAAAAAGAAUUAAGUUGUACACACACCAAAUCAUUUCUGUAUUGUAGCAGGAAGACGUAGUAGGAGAAGCAAGAAAGCCUCACAACUUGCAGAUUUUGUUAUAAAAUUCUGGUAUAGAUGAAGAGAAACUUGAAUUUCUAUUUGCAGGGCCUAUCAUCAGAAAAUCCAACUCUUAAGCAGAUACUAUGUGAAAAUUGAACCAAACUAAAGCUUAUUUUGUCAGCUGCUUUGCAGAGCAGAACGGCUCUUUGGUAUCGAAAAGGAAAUAAAUUUGGUAUUUUAAAAA